AUGAGCUGCCAAGCCGACUGCAUAUACCCAAAACGCGACAGGCAGAUCAAGGUCAGCCAGAGGUCGUCAAAGAUCCCUUUUCUCAUAGGAGAAGUGGCAGACGCAGCGUUCGCGACGCGAUUCCGUCAAUUGCUCACGAAUCAAGCGCUUAAUCAUACCCUACGCACCAGUUACCCCGAUGACAACCAAAUAACGGAACUUGCGCAAACUGCGUGUCCUUUUGUAAUCGCUACUAACGCUCGAUUCUUGGUUCGAGUAGCCCUCAAGAGCCUGGACGGAUCCUUCCACAUUGUCCGGAAAGGCCGCAUCUGGGAGUUGCUGGAAGAGUAUCUGCAGUCACCUCACACAUUCGAUGCAUUAUCUUGCUGUAAGAUUAUGGCCCUGUUAGCGUUGGGGGAGCUAUACUCCAGUUCUUGCCGGGCCCAAGGUACAUCGAUUCCUGGACUGGCCUUUUUCAGUCACGCGAGCAAAAUGCAUGACUUGCUCCAGGGGCGGCCCUCUGUUGAUACAGUCGAAAUCUCCCUCCUCUUGUGCUUGUAUGCCCUGAGCAUCAAUAGGCGCCACUCAGCAUACUUUUUAGCCAGCUCUGCCGUACGGCAUUGCUUGCAUCUCAAUAGGAUCUGGUGGUCGGCAUAUAUGCUGGAUCAUACAACUGCGUCCAUAAGUAGCCAAAUUGCUUCUGUAUCGGACGAUGAGAUAUUCGUCGACCUUCCAUCAUGUACCGGGGUCACCGGUACGCAACAAGCCGACUUUCAGCAUACAGAAUUGUUCAUUGCCAGGAUACAACUAGCAAGAGUCACAGGGUCUAUAAUCAAGUCUGUGUAUGGAAGAGCACAAGAGACAAAACCGUUUCUCCAGAGAGUCCAGCAAGCUUUACAAGAUCUAAAACAAUGGCUUCAAAGACUGCCACCUGAUAUACAGAUGGAUUCGGGAUCUUCACAUUCAAAACCAAUAGCGGUUCAAUCUCUUCAUCUUGCUUUCAGUCAGUCCGUGAUCUUGGCAACCCGACCGGUCCUGUUGUAUAUGUUGCGAAUGCAUAAAGAGGCAAAAGGAGAGGCCCCAGCCACAGCCGAACGAAUGGUCUCAAACACCGUUCAGACGUUGGCAGAAGCCUGCAUCAGAUGCGCCCGGCACUCUUAUGCUACUGUCGUUGAGUCCUGGAUUGAAGGAUCGUUCCAGACUUUUGACUACUUCAACACACGAUGUCUCUUCUCGUCGGCAACAAUCUUGGCUAUAUCUAGUCUUUUGGAUGGGCCUGAUAGCUCCGAGAAUCGAGAAAACUUCGAGGUUGCCAGUCAACUAAUCAAGAAACUCCAGAAUGCCGGAAGUUUCUCGGCCACUGAGUUCUGUCAUCACCUCGAAGCGAUAAAAGAAAAUAUCCAGGGCUUCUCAGCCACAGGGAAUUCAUCACCAGACCAUGAACCUACCCAGUUUAUGGCUUCAGGUAUGGCGCUGGCUGAGCCAUCCUUGGAAGCGUUUUUGCAAAGCGAACAGGAUCUUCCAGAUAUAGACUUCUUCUUAGAUAAUGCCCAAGUAGGUGGUCUAUAUUGGCCUAUGUAUAGCCCUUUAUAA
Fusarium redolens is the source of this 1572-nucleotide messenger RNA. RefSeq lists its product as uncharacterized. Gene Ontology annotation, molecular function: zinc ion binding; sequence-specific DNA binding. Bases 1 to 1572 code for a protein of 523 amino acids. Gene Ontology annotation, biological process: DNA-templated transcription; positive regulation of transcription by RNA polymerase II. The record is from RefSeq and is a predicted model, not a curated record. Lineage: Eukaryota; Fungi; Ascomycota; Sordariomycetes; Hypocreales; Nectriaceae. The transcript has 6 exons. Gene Ontology annotation, cellular component: nucleus.